AACCCGCUCGCUUCGCCUCCACCGCUGCUACGGUUGUACCAGUAGCCCUAACGGCGCAAUGCAGCAGGUUUGAGCCGUUACGAGCUCUGCGGGGUUUGAUUACGAUCAUAAAACAAUUAUCUGCUGCUGCCGCCAACAUGAUUUCUCUCACGGAUUCACAAAAAAUUGGGAUGGGGCUGACGGGGUUCGGUGUGUUUUUCCUCUUCUUUGGGAUGGUGCUGUUUUUUGAUAAAGCUCUCCUCGCCAUUGGAAACAUCCUGUUUGUUUCAGGCCUCUCCUUCGUCAUCGGCCUGGAGCGAACGUUCCGGUUCUUCUUCCAAAAACACAAAGUGAAAGCCACCGGCUUCUUCCUCGGGGGAGUGUUGGUGGUUCUCAUCGGCUGGCCGAUCAUUGGAGUCGUUCUGGAGAUUUACGGUUUCUUCCUCUUAUUCAGAGGAUUCUUCCCGGUGGCGGUGGGCUUCAUCAGACGGGUACCUGUGCUCGGGUCUUUGCUCAGUUUACCAGGGAUCAGUAAACUGGUGGAUAAAAUUGGUGAGAGCAACACGAUGGUAUAACGGAGGACUGUUUCUGUAUCGCAGGAGAGCGUCAGUAUUUAUCAGUUACUAAUAGAUCCUGUUUUCUUUGGUCAUGCCACUUCAGAACUGUGAAUCCAAACAAAGUGAAUCUGUGGAUGUUUGACUGACAUCAUAAUUUGUAUCUGACAGCCAAGAGAUUAUUAUUAUUUGAAAAGCUGGAACCAGGUCUCCAAUUUUGCAUCAUUCCUGUCUGAUAUUUAUGGACUGAUAACUUGGGACCACUGGAUGAACUCAGCGGAGAGUCGGGGGCUCUUCUCAGCGUCCUCUCCUCUGGAUCGUGUGCCUGAACCCAGAGCUGCUGCUGCUUCUUUUUUCUUAACGAGUCUUUCAAUGAAUUGUAACUGGAAUUUUGUACAGUAAAAAAAUAAAUAGUGUUGAGCUAAACGUUACUCGGGCAAAGACACCGGAACAGUCGUGGAAAAGGUUUCAGAUGCUUUGUAUGGAGAUGUUUUACUGUAACUUUUGUAAGUGUGUAUACUUGUAAUAAAAGUGUCUUUUAUAA
Messenger RNA from Pseudoliparis swirei, 1077 nucleotides. RefSeq names its product golgi transport 1Bb (gene golt1bb). Gene Ontology annotation, biological process: endoplasmic reticulum to Golgi vesicle-mediated transport; retrograde transport, endosome to Golgi. The transcript has 5 exons. Bases 138 to 554 code for a protein of 138 amino acids. Lineage: Eukaryota; Metazoa; Chordata; Actinopteri; Perciformes; Liparidae. The record is from RefSeq and is a predicted model, not a curated record. Gene Ontology annotation, cellular component: endoplasmic reticulum; membrane.